AUGAUUUAAUCUUAAAUGAUAGAAAAAGAAGAAGAAAUUCAUUGUUUAUUUAAAACAUAAACUUCAUAUCUUAAUGGUAGCAUAUGUGAUACAAAAUUAAGAAGGAAUUAAAGGCUUUUAUGCAUUAAUGCAUAGAAAAUUUAGAAUCAUAACCAAAAUUAAUUAGUUUUAAGAAAGCCUUUUAAAUUAUCGAAGAAAAUCCAAAAUAAGGAAAGAAUCAGUUGA
Molecule: messenger RNA, 225 nt
Organism: Paramecium sonneborni
Lineage: Eukaryota; Ciliophora; Oligohymenophorea; Peniculida; Parameciidae
Source: the annotation of a GenBank genome assembly